Molecule: messenger RNA, 3315 nt
Organism: Xiphophorus hellerii (green swordtail)
Lineage: Eukaryota; Metazoa; Chordata; Actinopteri; Cyprinodontiformes; Poeciliidae
Gene: htr7c
Product: 5-hydroxytryptamine (serotonin) receptor 7c
Exons: 2
Coding region: 688-1902 (404 amino acids)
Biological process (GO): vasoconstriction; circadian rhythm; smooth muscle contraction
Cellular component (GO): plasma membrane
Molecular function (GO): G protein-coupled serotonin receptor activity
Source: RefSeq, a predicted model, not a curated record
ACAUACACUGAAAAACAUCCUCAAUCCAAGUUUCUUCCUCAAACACCGAAGAAGAAACUUCCUCAACGUAUUGCUUAAUAUUUUUGACUUAAUUUUUCCCCUCUGGGAAACAGUAUUCUCCAUUCCCCGCGCAGAUAGAGCCGUGUGCUGAAACCCGCUGUGAAACUGUUCAGUCUUUUUUUUUUUUUGUUGCACACUCUGAGCUCUGAGGAUCACACCGAAAGCGCCGCUGUGACAGGCUGUCUGUGCGCUCCAACUGAUGCGUCACGCGGAUAGGUGCGGUUUGCGCAGCGCAACUCUCCAGACUGUCCGUGUUUGCAGAAGUGACGCGCCGAGAAGCUUAAAAACCUUUCUGGAAGCAGGCAGAUUUAGACGGUUCAACUUUUUUUUUUUUUUUUUUUUUUUUUUUUUUUGUCGUGUGCAGCUCCAUAAUUUUAGGGGCUUCCCUCUCCCCCCACCCCUCCUCCUCUACUGAUGGUCUUUGUAUCCCCCGAAAGCUACAAGAACCUCUAGAGACGGAUCACUUGACCACCACCACUGGGCGAUGUGGUGCGGCUGAAAAAGCGUUCGACCUAACACCGUCGGGCAGUGUCCAGGAGCCGGUUACACAAACCCAAAUAUGCGCGUAAUUGGAGCGCACUGGCGAGGCGUCCCUUGCUCUCCUGUCCGGGAAACGUCAUUGUCGUGAUGUUCAAUACCUCGGUAAUUGAGCCCACUUUUGCAAAGAAAGAGGAUAUUGCCGAAGUUAUCAAUGGCACUCUGCUUCUGGUCAGCAACGUUUCCGUCACCACGGUCGGCAGCAGUCCCACGGCCAAGUGGAACGAGUCGUGCGGGGAGCAGCUGCUGGAUUUCGGGCGCCCGGAGAAGAUCAUUAUCGGGGUCAUGCUGGCGAUGAUCACGGCGGUCACCGUGAUGGGGAACACGCUGGUGGUGAUCGCCGUGUGCGUGGUGAAGAAACUUCGGCAACCUUCGAACUACCUUCUGGUGUCCCUCGCAGUGGCGGACCUGUCAGUGGCCAUAGUGGUGAUGCCGUUCGUCAUCGUGACAGAUCUCACUGGCGGCAAGUGGCUGUUUGGGGACUUGUUCUGCAACAUCUUCAUCGGCAUGGAUGUGAUGUGCUGCACCGCCUCUAUCAUGACCCUGUGUGUGAUCAGCGUGGACAGAUAUCUCGGGAUCACACGGCCUCUCACCUACCCAGCACGGCAGAACGGCCAGCUGAUGGCUAAAAUGAUCCUGGGAGUGUGGCUGGUGUCGGCAUCCAUCACCCUGCCACCUUUCUGCGGCUGGGCCAAAAACGUCCACACGGCCGGUGUGUGCCUCAUUAGCCAAGACUUUGGCUACACCAUCUACUCCACAGCCGUAGCCUUCUACAUCCCUAUGCUGGUCAUGCUCUUCAUGUACUACAAGAUUUUCCGGGCGGCUCGCAAGAGCGGCGCCAAGCACCGCUUCACGGACCUGUCCCGGCGCGAGCGCCUGGAGACGGUGGCCAACGAGGCGCUCCGCAUGCAGGGCCUGAAGCCGCCCGGCGUGGCCGAGGAGUGCGCCGCCCUGUCCCGCCUGCUGAACCGCGAGCGCAAGAACAUCUCCAUCUUCAAGCGGGAGCAGAAAGCGGCCACCACGCUCGGGGUGAUCGUGGGCGUUUUUGCCGUGUGCUGGCUGCCGUUCUUCAUCCUGACCACCGCCAGGCCGUUCAUCUGCGGGGUGGAGUGCAGCUGCGUGCCCAUCUGGCUGGAGCGCACGCUGCUGUGGCUGGGCUACGCCAACUCGCUGAUGAACCCCUUCAUCUACGCCUUCUUCAACCGAGACCUGCGCUCCACCUACCGUGACCUUCUCCGCUGCCGCUAUCGCAACAUCAACCGGCGGCUGUCUGCCGUGGGGGUUCACGAGGCUCUGAAGGUGUAAAGCCCGGACGGUUAACCGGCAUACUUUGCGGCCCAGUUUUUUUAUUUUUUAUUUUUUAACUGCACUUGUUGCCUACAAAGGGCAGAGCGCACACAGCAGGCCUGUAGAUAAGACACAGACUGACAGAAAGAAAAAGUUGCUGCUGGUCGCUCUUAAGCGCCUCCGCGAAGCCAUGGAGACAGCAGGAUUGCUUCAGUUUGCAGAUGACUCAGUCUUUCUAUUUUAGGAGAAAAAGAAAAAAAACAACAACAAAAAAACAACAUAGUGGAUCCUUGAUGGGCCACUUAAACUGAAGCUGCUUUUGUGCAUAUGCCAACAAUUACAUCCUGGCUCCUGAUUUAUGGUGUGAUGUUGGAGCAAGAGAAAUAAAUGACAUGUAAACAAAAACAAUUACCCUAGGGCUUUCAGCUACAACAAAAAAAAUCAUCCAAACAGAUUUCUGUACAUAAACCGAAGGGAUGUUUUAUAGACGAGUGUUUUGUUUUUGUGGCACCGUGUCUUUUAGGCCUCCUCAGUUUCUCCGUUGGCACAUAAAUGAACACCUUCAGCAAAGAUUGCUGUCAAUAAUAUUCACGUCCCUUUGUUUCCCGUGGUAGCGUUUACAUGGGACCGCUCAUGGAGUUCCGUAAAAGUCGCAGGGAACCGAAAACAGUCGCUGAGAUCAAGGAGAAGAGAGAGGAGUGGUGUUAUAAAGCGCGCCGUCCUGUCUAAUGAUGGCAUUGCUCUUUAUUGUAAAAGAAGAAGAGGGUUCUGUUGAGUGUCUGCAUGAAACAUUUGUCUCACGUGUCACAUCAACCAAAACAUGGAUUUGAGGGAAAAAAAAAAAAGCAAGCGUGAAGAAGUGUUUUCAUGGUUUUGGCCCAACACUGCGGCGCACGCUUGAACUGAACACGACCUCAUUCAUUGACCGUUUGUGUCCUGAACAUUAAUAUUGUGGGUUUUUCUUACUCUUGUCAUCCCGCCUGGAUCGGUUUCAUUCCACAGCAGCUCCUGACCUUUCCACUCGAACAAUCGGUCUGUUCCCCAGACUCUUUGUUUUCCACCGGUUGCCAACAAACGUUUCCACUCCCGCGUGGAAAUCAGGAUGCGGUCAAUUCCCCCCCUGACUGCGCUCCCGUUUUAAACUCCGCUGUGACCUGUACAAAAUCCUUGUCCAAUGUCAUCAUCGAACAGUGUGUGCUUUCUCUACCUCAAUUCUUUGGAAAAUACUGUACAUUUGUUAUUGUUUUUUCAAACAUAGAUGUACUGCUGUAUUAUUAUUUUUUGACUGCUAUUUUUUAUUAUGUAAAUUAUUCUGUGGAAAACCGCGUAUGAGUGCUCAGUGUGACCGCUUUGUCGUUAGUUUUAGGAAACCUCCUAGAAAGCGGCAGUGUAUUUCAUCACUUUGUAAAUAAAGAGGCACUUCAAAUUUAA